AUGCAGGAAAUGACGUCACUGAACGAAUCACGUGAUCUCCACGUCAGCGGGAUGAACGGCACAAUGACGACACAGCUGGUGAGCGACGCCACGCGGGAGAUGUUCAUCUUGGUGAACCACGUGGUCUUGAGCACGUCUAUCUGUCUGAUGGGCAUCGUGGUCAACAUCCUCAACAUCUGCGUCUUCGUGAAGCAGGGCCUCAAGCGGUCAACCAACUCCAGCUUCUUCGCCAUGGCCGUCUCGGACCUGUGCGGCGUCCUGACCCAGGUCUGGCACAACUUCUGUCUCGACCCGUACGUCGACCGGCUGCAUCUGCCGGUUGACUUCAUGGACGUUCAGUACUUAACCGCCGGCUGGCCGAAUUCAUGUCUGGUCCGUAUCACCGGUUGGAUAACCGUCUACAUCACGGCGGAGAGGUGCUUGUCUAUCGCGUUACCGCUGAAGAUCAAACAAAUCGUUACACCACGAAGGACGGCGUGUGUACUGGUGUUUAUAUACGCCAUCAACAUCGCCUCGAUACUCCCGCUCUACUUCUCUGCUUACUUCAGCUGGAACUUCUACCCCCUCUACAACACAACAAAACUCGGGAUCUCCUUCCGGCCGAACAAACUUGAAAUCGAAAGUUUAAUUUUCAUAUUCCAAGCCUCGCUAGCCAUCACGGCUUUCAUUAGCGUCAUCAUUUUCACUUCCGUCUUGGUCGUCAAGCUCAAGAAAAAAUCAAAAUGGCGGCAAAAAUCAACAUUCGACAAAGACCAAACCGAGUCUAUGUCAAACCGUGAAAGACGGACCGUCAGUUUGAUCAUCCUGGUCGCGACAGUUCUCAUCGUCUGUUACUCGCCUGCUGUCGUCUGCUCCAUCACGACGACGCUGUACCCGGCGUUCAGCAUCACGGGCCCGCAGUCCAACCUGUUCCACAUCGCUUGGUCUUUCGGCUUCCUGUGCCACUCCAUCAACUCGAGCGUGACCAUCUUCUUGUACUACAGCAUGAGCAGCAAGUACCGCGCCACCUUCAACCAGCUGUUCCCGCUCUGCGCAUGCUCGUCGGCUGCUGACUCAGAUGAGUCGUCUGUCCAACGGACGUCAGAAAGUGGCGUGGGCAGCGUACAAAGUGUAGUGAGCAGCGUACAGAGUGCCCGUAUCUGA
This is a messenger RNA of Physella acuta, 1143 nucleotides long. RefSeq names its product putative G-protein coupled receptor B0563.6. NCBI's taxonomy places the organism in Eukaryota, Metazoa, Mollusca, Gastropoda, Physidae. Gene Ontology annotation, molecular function: G protein-coupled peptide receptor activity. Gene Ontology annotation, cellular component: membrane. The record is from RefSeq and is a predicted model, not a curated record.